This is a messenger RNA of Pneumocystis jirovecii RU7, 534 nucleotides long. Its product is annotated as ubiquitin-conjugating enzyme E2-20 kDa. The coding region runs from base 1 to 534 and encodes 177 amino acids. The record is from RefSeq and is a predicted model, not a curated record. NCBI's taxonomy places the organism in Eukaryota, Fungi, Ascomycota, Pneumocystomycetes, Pneumocystales, Pneumocystaceae. The transcript is spliced from 6 exons.
AUGGAUGCUCAGAACACAGCGCCUGUAGACCAUGAUCGUUCAUCUAUAAAAUUAAACAGAUCAUUAGGAACUGUUCCUGAUGGACAUAGUGUAACAAAACGACUUCAGAACGAGUUAAUGACAUUAAUGACAUCAAAUAUUCCUGGAAUUUCUGCUUUUCCUGAUUCAGAUUCAAAUCUUCUUCACUGGGCGGGUACAAUUGUUGGUCCUGCGGGAACAUAUUAUGAGUCUUUAACGUUUAAAAUUUCGUUAAUUUUUCCGCCGAAUUAUCCAUAUACCGCUCCUACUAUUACAUUUACAUCUCCAAUGUGGCAUCCAAAUGUUGACAUGAGUGGUAAUAUUUGUUUAGAUAUUCUUAAGGAUAAAUGGUCUGCUGUUUAUAAUGUUCAGACUAUUCUUUUAAGUUUACAAAGUCUUUUAGGCGAGCCAAAUAAUGCGUCUCCACUAAAUGCACAGGCUGCAGAACUCUGGGCCAAAGAUCCGGUGGAAUAUAAACGGUUACUGAUGCAGCGAUAUAGAGAAGUAGACGAUUGA